Spodoptera litura is the source of this 424-nucleotide messenger RNA. RefSeq names its product MICOS complex subunit Mic10. Lineage: Eukaryota; Metazoa; Arthropoda; Insecta; Lepidoptera; Noctuidae. The record is from RefSeq and is a predicted model, not a curated record. Gene Ontology annotation, cellular component: mitochondrial inner membrane; MICOS complex.
UCAAAAUUUGUGUUUGUUCCGUAAUGAAAUAAAAUAUUAGUAGGAAAGGGACAUUAAAAAAUAAGAAUUUUUCAAUUUAAAACGUAUUUUGUUGUCAGGAUGUAUUUUUCGAAUACGGUGUUGUUAUUUGUGACUUAGAUUAAGGUAUGAGUCAGAGUACAGCGGACGUAAGAGACUUUGAGGAACGAUAUUCAGCAUGCUUCGUAGAUUUUGGCCUAAAAUCUGCUGCCGGUCUUCUUAUAGGAAGCAUGGUGGGCAGUUUCUUUCUUCGGGGAUAUAAAAAAUGGCCGAUGUAUAUUGGAGGUGGUCUUGGCUUCGGUUUGGCUUACACCAACUGUGAAAACAGCCUAAACCAGUACCUAAUGUCUAUGGAUCCGAAAGCAUGUAAAAUAAAAAAAACCGCGUAACAUGCUGUCUCCUGGAC